CAGUGAGCAAGAAAGAGAAUGAUCGGCUACCUAUUUUAACAAUAUGAAGUGCAUGUGAUUUGGAGCCAAUGGUGGCUUCGCUGGCCAAUGGCUUACGAAGGUAACUUGGAAAGUUAAUGGCAGAAAAAAGAAGCCAAAGAAGAAGAGAAAAAGGUGAGGUGGGAAGGAGGAUGGACAUGGAAGUUGACGUUGACGUGCCUCCUUCUUCCCUGGUCCAGUGUGGCGAUGCCUUUGCAAUCAUAUUGCAUGGUUGGGACAUGAUUCUCUAGACAGACUGUUAUUAUUUUUCCCUGUGGGUCUCUCUCUUUCUCGCUGGCCAGUUGGUUACUUUGUUGCAUCAAACGUGUUUUGGCUCCGAGUCAACGAUCAACCCAACUAAUGAAUUGCCCCUUUUGAGUUUUGAAUUCCGUCCAACCAUUUCUCGGACUGCCAAUCGCCCACACCCUCGUUAUUUGCUUCUUUCUUUCUUUUGAAGGAGCAAUCCCAAAAACAAGGGGACUGAAGUAACUUCAUCCUGACCAGUAAUGAUGGAAGAAGGUAUUGAUAUCCAAAUCAAUCGUGAGAAACUUGGGGUUGAAAAUGGGCAUGAGAUAGUAGCAAACACUGAUGAGAGGCUGGUUGUUAUAAAAGGUGAACCCAAGAUUCUUUCUCGUUAUCUAAGUGGUCGGAUCCCUUCCUGCCAUGAUUCUUGCAAAUAUGGCAUCCAAGAUUCUGUUGAAGCUAAGCCAUGGAGUGCAGCAGGGAAAAAAUUUAUGGCAAGUGGUAGGAAAAUCAAUGUUUCAGAAGAAAUCGUUAUUUCUGUGGCAAGGAUGAAGAAAUCAACAAGCAGUUUAAAUGAUUCCCCAACAUCAAAGUUGGAAAUGCCUGAUUGUUCUAUUGUCAUGAAGGAUCAAUUGCCAAAGGAUGGAACUACUAUCCCUUCAGAUAAAACUUUGCUGUCUCUGGUGGAAACCAAUGUUUCCAUGGACCAUCAUCCCUGUGAUAUAAAGAAAGAACAAUCAGAGCAACCUUCUCUGCCAGAGCAGGAAUCUUCUAGUAGUCAAACGAGUAGGGAAGUAGAGAAAAGCAAAACUCCUUUUGGUUGUGGCAGUAAGAAUAUAAGUGAAGGCAGAAGCAAACAGAUAAGGACAUCUCCAGUUGGUGGUAAGAGGAGAUCAGUGCCAACUGGUAGCCCUUUAUCUUCAAAGCACUAUGUAAAGAAAUCUUCAAACACAACUUCUAAGACUGCCAAGAACCUGAAAGAAGUGGCUAAUCUAAAAAUUCAGAAGAAUGUUGAAGAAGUCAAACUUGAGUCAACCAACAAUGAUAAUUUACAAGAAAAAUUUUUUGAUGUGGACAAACCUACCCCUGAUGAGGAAUCUACGGAACCUACUUUGGCUUGUGAUCCCACUAACCAGUCUUUGGUCUCACCAUCAUUGGGGGACAGAAGCUUGGAGCGAGAUUCUGAGCAAAUCAAUGAGUGUGGAUUGCCUGUCUCUUCAAAGAAGAGCAUUGGACAUGCUAACUAUGGAAUUCAUCGAACUAAAUCUCCAGCACCCUCUCCUCAAUCUCCUGGGAUUAAAGACAAGAAACGCCAGCAGAAAACAAUCAUUGCCUCAUCAUCUCUAUCACCACUGUCACAAUCAGCAUCUUCAAGGAGGAACCUUGGACAUGGUGACCAAGGAAAUCGUCAAACUAAAUCUCCAGCUUCUUUUCCUGCUGCUUCGGGGAUCAAAACCAAUAGACAGACACAGAAUACAAUGCAUAAUACUUCACCAUCUCCAUCUUCAUUGUCACGAUUACAAUUUUCAAGGAGGAACUUCCAACAUGCUGACAAUGGAACCCGUCUAAGUACAUCUAUGAAACCCUCUCCUAUGCCUUCUGGGAUCAAAGUCAAGAGACGAAUGCAAUGUACAGUACUUACUGUUUCAUCAUCUUCAUCAUCGCCAUCAGCAACAAAAUUACCUAUUUCCCCACCCAACUCUUCCCUUGGAAAACAAAAUGGUGCCGCUUCUAAGAGCAACAAAGCAGGAAACCAGUAUCCAGGUGAAAAUAUGAAGGUUAGGUUCAAAAUCAGGCGAAAGAUGAGUGCAAAAAGUGGAGCAGGAGAUGGAGUUAUUCCAGCCCGUAAAUUGAGUUUCAGGAGGGGAAAGGUGAUUGAACUUAAGCCUAAGAACAAUGUUCCUUCUCCUCAAAGACUCAAAUUUCGGCCUUCACGCUUGCUUAGUGACACUGAAAGAGAAAAAAUUGAAAACAGAAAAUGGAUCAGGAGAUGGAGAGAAGCCGACAAAGGUGAAUCAAAUGAUGCAAAAACAAAAUCUGGAAAUGUUUUGCCCAGGGUCCAAAUUGUGGAAAGAAGUGAAAGGAGAAAUUUUGGGAGAACAGUUGUAGAUGGAAGCAAGAUUGAUGGUUCAGCGUCAGAACCUCAGCAAGUUGUUUUAAGACGCCAAAAUUUGCUUGGGAAGCAAGUUACCCGGCGUUUAUACAAUAAUGUGAUUGAGGAGACCGCAACCAAGCUUGCUGAGCUCAGACAGAGCAAGGUCAAGGCUUUGGUUGGUGCAUUUGAGACUGUAAUAUCUCUUGAUUCUUCUCGGAUGGAGGCCACACCCACGUAAAUAAGAACAAAUAGUGUUACCUGAGGUUUGCCGCAUGUUGAAAAUAUAACUUUGAUGUAUAGAAUGAUAAAUUUAUGUGAGAGAAUAAUACAAGAAGGAUGUGCACGGUUCAGAAAGUAGUGACUUCAGUCUUAAGCUUUUUGAAACGCAACUGUGAGUAUUGUGGAUUGAUUAAGCUCGGAUUGUUGAUGUUGUUUCAUGUAUUUCCCUUGAAAUGUUAAUUGUUAACGUUUGGAAAUUGAGGAGAUUUUGUUGGUGGUA
This is a messenger RNA of Prosopis cineraria, 2855 nucleotides long. RefSeq names its product flocculation protein FLO11-like. NCBI's taxonomy places the organism in Eukaryota, Viridiplantae, Streptophyta, Magnoliopsida, Fabales, Fabaceae. Gene Ontology annotation, molecular function: calmodulin binding. The transcript has 2 exons. The record is from RefSeq and is a predicted model, not a curated record. The coding region runs from base 525 to 2594 and encodes 689 amino acids.